Sipha flava (yellow sugarcane aphid) is the source of this 2711-nucleotide messenger RNA. It is a transcript of the gene CPT2, whose product is annotated as carnitine O-palmitoyltransferase 2, mitochondrial. Bases 307 to 2211 code for a protein of 634 amino acids. Gene Ontology annotation, molecular function: carnitine O-palmitoyltransferase activity. Gene Ontology annotation, biological process: fatty acid beta-oxidation. The record is from RefSeq and is a predicted model, not a curated record. Gene Ontology annotation, cellular component: mitochondrion. The transcript has 12 exons. NCBI's taxonomy places the organism in Eukaryota, Metazoa, Arthropoda, Insecta, Hemiptera, Aphididae.
CCCGGCUUAUCGUGUUGUUUAGUAUAAGCCGUUUCGCAACUCGUAUUAUACCUAUAUUUAGAGCCACGGACUAAGAUAAUAUACUUUAUGUGAACUAUAAAAAAAAAAAUAUUAUAGGUAGAUAAGGUGUGAAGAAUAUUAUGAUGUCAGGAAAUUUGAAUUAUAAGGCAUCCCUCCACUUAUCUUGAGCCAUUUCGACCACUGGAUACGCACGAUUUGUCUGAGGAGUUAUCAUUAUACAAAGUUUGAUAUCUAUAAAACACCUGUUAUCAGAUACUAUUGCAAAACACAGAUUCAAUUAUAAAAAUGGUGACACAAAUAAGGUAUCAUUCUGAUGAUUAUCAGUAUCUACAAAAAAGCAUUGUACCUACCAUGCAUUUUCAACGAUCUCUUCCCAGACUUCCAGUUCCAGAUUUAAAAUUAACUUGUCAACGUUAUCUUAAAGCACAACUACCUUUACUUUCAAAAAAUGAUUAUAUGAAAACAAAAAAAAAUGUGGAACAUUUUGAACAAAAUGAUGGAAUUGUGUUACAAGAGAUGUUAAAAAAAAAAGAUAGCUUGAACAAAAACACCAGUUACAUAACUGAAGAUUGGUUCAAUAUGUAUUUAUCUGAUAGAUCUCCUCUACCAAUUAACUACAAUCCAUUAUUAGUAUUCAAGCGAUCUGAUAACGAGUAUAAUCAUCAAUUGUUACGAUCUACUAAUUUAUUAAUAUCAUCAUUAAGAUUUUAUAAAUCAUUAAAAACAAACUUAUUAGAACCAGAAAUAUUUCAUAUAAAUCCAAAAAAAAGUGAUACAACUCAAUUUAGAAAGUUAAUGAAAUAUCUUCCAGAAUCAGUUAGUUGGUAUGGAGCUUAUAUGUACAAUGCAUACCCUUUAGACAUGUCUCAGUAUAGUUCUUUAUUUAACAAUACACGCAUUCCAAUGAUUAAUAAAGAUAUAUUACACAGUUGUAAAUCAGGAAAACAUAUUGUUGUUAUGAGACGAGGCCAUUUUUACAAAUUUGAUGUUCUGGAUCAUCAAGGCAAUAUACUGGAACCUAGCUUAUUACUAUCAAAAUUAAAAUAUAUUUUAAAAGAUGAUAUUGUCCCAUGUGAACAUCCCAUUGGUAUUUUAACAACGACUGAACGUAAUAAUUGGGCAAAUUUAAGAAAUAAUCUGAUCAAGUUAGGAAAUGAAGAAUCUUUGAGUUCAAUUGAUGAUAGUCUAAUGAUGAUUGCUCUUGAUGAUGAAAAACCUAAUGCUAAUCCAAUAUCUAUUAUUAAGCAAUAUUUACAUUCUGAUGGAACUAAUCGUUGGUUUGAUAAAUCGUUUACAUUAAUAGUUUGUGCUGAUGGCACAUCUGGACUAAAUUUUGAGCAUUCAUGGGGCGAUGGAGUUGCUGUGUUGAGAUAUUUCCAAGAUAUAUCAAAGGAUUCCACUGAGUUUCCAAGAUGUCAUCCAGAAAAUUUAAACCAAGACUUUAAUUCAGAUAUAUUAGAUGUGAAAAAAUUAGAAUUCAAUUUGGAUGAUCAAAUGAAAAGAGAUAUUAAGAAAUCAAUGAAUGAGUACAAACAUACCUAUGAGUCUUUAGACAUAAAUUACUUUGAGUUAUUUAACGUUGGUAGGAAAAUGUGUAAAAAAUAUGGGAUUAGUGCUGAUUCCUUGAUGCAGUUAUGUUUUCAGUUGGGAUAUUAUAAACUGCAUAAAAAACAUGUUGCUACUUAUGAAUCAUGCAGUACAGCUGCAUUUAAACAAGGACGAACAGAAACUAUAAGACCCUGUACCAAGGAGACUUCUGAUUUUUGCCAUGCUGCUUGUAGUUCAAAUAAGCCUUCUAACAGUGAUUUGGUGAACAUGAUAAAACAAUGUUCAAUUGAACACGGUAAACUUGUGAAAGAUGCUGCCAUGGGGCAAGGUUUUGAUCGUCAUUUAUUUGCUUUGUUGUUACUAGCUAAAAAAAAUGGCUUGAAAGUUCCAGAUUUAUUUACUGACCCUGCUUAUAGUCAACUAAACCAUAAUAUUUUAUCUACUUCUAGUUUAACUUCAGAUUAUGUAUAUUUGGGAGGAUUUGGACCGGUUAUGAAAAAUGGUUAUGGUAUUGGAUACACAAUUCUUGAAGAAUACUCUGGUGCUAUUAUAACAAACUACAAAGAACAUUCUGAUGGAUACGAAUUUAGAAAUUCACUAACUCAAGGCUUAAAUCAAAUUCUUGAUAUUUUAAAAACUUAAUUUGCUGAUGGAUUCAAAUGUUAUAAUUAAUAUCUUCUAUCGUUGAUUAUAAUAGCAAAUUCAUUAACUAUAGUUUAACGUUAUAAUUUUUCAAAUAACCUAUUACUACGUUUAUAUGAUAGCGUUUAAAACGGUUUGAAAUUAAACCGUUUUGAAAUUAAGACCCAUUAACGUCAUGUUAGCACUUAAAAACGGUUUAAAAAAUGCUCGCGCUAUGUAGUUUAAGAAUUUUAAAUCGUUUUAUAUGCUCAAACCCAUUUAUCAAAUGUACAUAUAAACGCAGAAUAUGUUUUGCAUUAAUACGUUUAUCACAAUUAUUGUGAUUCAUGUUAUCAGUUAUCACUUAUCAGAUUUUGCUUUUAUAUAUUUAUUAUUUAAAUAACUUAAUAAUAAUUUAAUAAGAACACAAUAAAUGUUAAAUUAUAAAUAUAUUAUGCAUCAAUUUAUCACUUAUCAGAUAUCCUCCUAGAACAAACGACCAAAGUCAUGAUAUAAAAAUA